Messenger RNA from Eucalyptus grandis, 622 nucleotides. Its product is annotated as calvin cycle protein CP12-1, chloroplastic. The transcript has a single exon. Gene Ontology annotation, biological process: negative regulation of reductive pentose-phosphate cycle. The record is from RefSeq and is a predicted model, not a curated record. Gene Ontology annotation, cellular component: chloroplast. Bases 63 to 446 code for a protein of 127 amino acids. Lineage: Eukaryota; Viridiplantae; Streptophyta; Magnoliopsida; Myrtales; Myrtaceae.
UGCCCCAUCUCCCCAUACCAUAGCACAAUAGUACAUCAAGAACACAUCUACUCCGUUCCGAGAUGGCAACGAUAUCAAGCAUUAGCCUCUCGACCCCGAGAGCCGUGCCCAAGUCGGCCGAGCCGCAGAAGCUGUCUGCCUCUGCCUCGCCGCAGCUGAAUUAUCCAUGGAGGAGGUCCUGCCAGCUCGCAGCUCGCCGGCGCAUGGUGGUCGUUUCCUCUGCCCCGGAUAAAAUAGAGGAUAAGGUGGCCGAGAGCAUAAAGGGAGCGGAAGAGGCGUGCAGCGACAACCCCGUGAGUGGCGAGUGUGUGGCCGCGUGGGACGAGGUGGAGGAGCUGAGCGCGACGGCAAGCCACCUCAGGGACAAGAAGGCGGCUUCGGAUCCCCUAGAGGCUUACUGCAAGGACAACCCAGAGACCGCCGAGUGCCGCACAUACGAAGAUUGAUAUCUUUUCGCUAUAGUCCUCGCCACGUCCUUAAUAUGAUUAAAUUUCAGUUCUAGUGUUUAUGCCGUGAGAAUAGGAACACCUGGUUGUACUUUCAUCAGAUGGUACCUUGCACCGCUGGAAUUUAUUAGUGACAGCCUGAAAACUUGCUAAUGAAUAUGCGUAUUCUUCUAUAG